Molecule: messenger RNA, 6054 nt
Organism: Schistocerca nitens (vagrant locust)
Lineage: Eukaryota; Metazoa; Arthropoda; Insecta; Orthoptera; Acrididae
Product: hydroxymethylglutaryl-CoA synthase 1
Exons: 3
Coding region: 230-1600 (456 amino acids)
Biological process (GO): acetyl-CoA metabolic process
Molecular function (GO): hydroxymethylglutaryl-CoA synthase activity
Source: RefSeq, a predicted model, not a curated record
CUUGACAACGUGCACAGUAACGGUACAGGAGUUAUGCGUGUAUUUUUAGUAGGCCAAGUACUUGAAGUACCGUGAGAGGCGACACAGGCGAGAUUCUCCUCGCCUGGAUGGUGUCGUGAAGUGUGCGAGUGCUUGUUGACAUUCCUCCAGUUCUUUCCACCGAGUGUCGCGAUACUGCAGUGCGCUGCCGAACCAAUACCAGUUAUUUUUCGUCAUCAAAUCAGCGAAAAUGAGUGCCAGACCAUCCAAUGUUGGUAUUGUUGCCAUUGAACAAAUUUUUCCAUCCCAGUACGUUGACCAAUCGGAGCUGGAAGCGUUCGAUGGAGUUUCGGCAGGAAAAUACACUAUAGGCCUGGGACAAUCAAAAAUGGGUUUUUGCUCAGAUCGUGAAGAUAUAAAUUCACUGUGCCUCACAGUAGUGUCGAAACUGAUGCAAAGAAACAAUAUUUCAUAUAAGGAGAUUGGAAGGUUGGAGGUAGGUACAGAAACUAUUAUAGACAAAUCGAAAAGUGUGAAGACAGUGCUGAUGCAGCUUUUCGAGGAAAGUGGUAAUUUUGAUGUCGAGGGUGUGGACACUACAAAUGCAUGCUAUGGUGGCACGUCUGCAUUGUUCAACGCAGUUUCAUGGGUCGAAUCCAGUGCUUGGGAUGGUCGUUAUGCCCUUGUCGUAUGUGGUGAUAUUGCUGUAUACGCAAAAGGUAAUGCUCGGCCCACAGGUGGGGCGGGAGCCGUUGCUAUGCUGGUUGGUGCUAAUGCUCCUCUUGUCAUAGAAACAAGUGCUCGGGCAACAUUUAUGAAACAUGCUUAUGAUUUUUACAAGCCCAAUCUCUCUUCUGAAUAUCCAGUAGUUGAUGGUAAAUUGUCAGUUAAGUGCUAUUUAAGUGCACUGGACAACUGCUAUCAGCUGUACUGCAGCAAAGCAGAAAAACAUCUUAAUGGUAACAAGAUUAACUUGGAAUACUUCGAUGCAAUGAUCUUCCAUUCCCCUUAUUGUAAAUUAGUGCAAAAAUCACUGGCACGUUUAAUGUUGAAUGAUUUUAUACGUUCUCCUCAAGAUAUUCUUGCAAAGUAUCCAGGGCUUCAGAAAUUUCAAGGCUUAGAUCUUGAAAACACAUAUUUUGACAGAGACAUAGAAAAGGAAUUCAUGACUUGCAGCAAAAGUGCCUUUGAAGAAAAGACUCUUCCCUCUCUACUGUUAGCGAGGGAAGUGGGCAAUAUGUACACCCCAUCUUUAUAUGGAUGCCUGGUAUCAUUACUUAUAAGUAAAAGUGCUGAACAACUUGCAGGAAAAAGAAUCGGUCUUUUUUCUUAUGGCUCUGGGUUGGCUUCCUCCAUGUAUUCUGUGAAGGUGGCAGAAGAUAUUUCAGAAAGAUCAUCUUUGAGACACAUUAUUGCUAAUCUUGCUCACAUCAGCACUCAACUGAAAAGCAGAACAUGUGUGUCUCCAAGCGAUUUUUCUUCUAUAAUGGAACUUCGUGAAAAAAACCAUCAUAAGGCACCAUACACUCCUGAAGGUCCCAUAGAUACGCUUUUUCCAGGAACCUGGUAUUUGGAGUCAAUAGAUGAACUGCAUCGUCGAGUGUACAAAAAGGCUGCCUAAUGUUUGUUUAAAGUAGUAAUUUUUUUUAGAAACAUUGCAGUUUUAAAUAUCAAAUAUUUCUCAAUCAGUUCACUGUUUAUAUGAAGAAGUGUACCAUCCCUUGAUUUGUGUUCGCUUGAACUAGCUCAUUGAGAGAGAGACCAAUAGAAGUAUUGCUUAUGCUCUACAUGAUUUUGUGUUUAUCAUGAAGAUGAAAUGGAUUGACAUUUUCUUUUGUGCCCAAGGAAGUUGUUAAGUAAAAUACUUGGCCAUAAAAAUCGCUAUUCAAGAGCAACAAUUCUUCAGCAGCAUUUAGUGUUCAACCAGUAUCACCUGCCAAAGCAUUUAUUAAUCUACUGUGGUGUUCCUGGUUCCUGUCAGUCACCUGUGCAGCAAUCCAGUUUGGUUGAUCUUCAUUGUUCCUGAUGUGUUGCUUAUGUGCUAGCAACAAACACAGAAUUUUAAAAUUUAUUGAUGGGUGGGUACUGUGUGUCACCUCCUGUAAUAUAACUGGAGGGUUCUGCAGAAGAAAGUGCUAACAUCGAUAUAGUAAGGAUUAAAUGAAUAACUUUAUUUGUUGUGUUUAUGAAGUUGUCAUAUGCUGAUAAGUUGCGCUUUCACAGGAAACUUCCUGGUAGAUUAAAACUGUGUGUUAGACCUGGACUCGAACCUGGGACCUUGUGUAUUGCAGGCAAGUGCUCCACUGGCCGAACUGUCAGAGCCCAACUGUCAUCCCACCCUCACAACUCCACAUGUCAGUGCCUCAUCUCCUACCUUCCAGACUUCAUAGGUGUUUACCUGAAUAUCUGGAAGAAAGGAUAUAUUUUGAGACAUGUCUGCAGCUAAACCAUAUUUCUGCAAUAUCCUUUCUUCCAGGAUUGCUUGAAGUUCGGAAGUUAAGAGAUGAGGUACUGACGGAAGUUGAGGUGUGUGGGUUUUAAAUCGUGCUCAGAAAGUUCGGUCGAUAGAGCCUAUGCCCAUAGAAGGCAAACAUCCCAGCUUCGAGACCUGGUUUGGCGCACAGUUUUAAUCUGGCAGGAGGUUUCGAUUCAGUGCACACUCCACUUCAGAGUAAAUAUUUAUUCUGGAAAGUAGUUCUUUGUGUAUCACUAGAAAAUACUAUCUGCUAGAUAAAUUGUUGAAUCUAACCAGACACGUAUUAUGCCAUAUGUCAAAAUAAACUCUUUUGAAGGAGCACUUUUUCCACUGACCCAUCAGUUAUUUGUUAUUCGUCACUAUUUUGCUUUCUUUUUCAAUACCGAGUAUUUAGAAAGUACAGGAAUAAUUGUGGUUUUAGCCAUCUCUAUUACCCAGAUCUUUUUUGAACUUCUGGUAUUAAUGUCAUAAACAAACAAUGGAAAUUCCAGUAUGGAAUAACAGAUUGCUAUUCACCAUAUGGAGGAGAUGUUGAGUCACAGGCAGGCACAAUGAAAAAUAUUUAAGCUUUGGGACAAAACACCCUGUCUUCCAAAGGGGAACACACAGGCACAUUCAAACAAGUGCAAGAGUGAAUGUGUGUGUUUCCUACAUUGGAAGUAGAUGUUUGUCUGAAAGCUUAAAUAUUUAGAGGUUUUUUUCAUUGUGCUUGUCUAAGAGAAGCAAUUUGUCAUUUACAUAUUGUUGCCUUAGGUACUAGGAUAAACUUUUUUACUUUUUUUAAUGAAUGUUAUCUUUCAUGUGUCAAAAAUUUCCAUGAGCUGUAAUGAAUUAUGAAGCAACCUUCUUUUAAUGCUCUAGUAAUGUCACAGCACACACAGAAAUGAUUACUUUGAUUACAUUUCUUAAAGGGCAGAGAAAACAGUGAAUUAGAUGUUAUCCAUUAGUGAGUAAAUUGUUUGCUUGAUAGUAACAUUUGGCUGGACGAGUUUCCAUUUGUAAAGAAGUGUGGAUUGUCUAUUUGCAGCAGCGAAUUGGUUUCACCUCAGCAGCUAAAAGUAAUCUAAACAAAGAAUUGGCAGGAGGAAAGGUGGGGAAGGGGGGUAGAGUUUAUAGGGAAAGUUUUAUCAUAAUUAUUUCUCUGAUCAAGCCAUAUUUAAAACUUUCCUCACAUUUAUGAAUAACUGACAUUUGCUUACCUUUACCUUUGAUGGGUUGUUCACCCGUCUUUGCUUCACUUGACUUUUCUGUGUUCUGGUGCCACUAGAUACUUUCUGCCAAGAAUUUGUAUUUCUUGUAGACUUUUUUCUUUUUCUUACCCUUCUCUGAUAGUGGGUGGUUCUCUAACCUAAAUAUCUGCAAAUGAUAGUGUUUCCAGUCAUUGAAUUGGUCAUGUAUUACAAAAUUUAUUUUUCAUAAGAGAGAGCUCUGCACAAUUUUAUACUUUGUUUAAGCAACAUUAUAAUGCAGCUAUUUGCAAUUUAUUGGAAGUACUAUCUGUAUUCAGGCUGUCACACAUCCCCCCCCCCCCUCCCCCAUAGUGUAUAUUUGUAUGUACAGUUCCUUUUUGAAUCCUUGUGCUGUGUGGAUUCUACUUGUUGCAUGAUUGGCAAGGUGGUGAGAAGCCUUUCUGCUAAAGUUUAUAGAAUUGCAUCCGUGAAUAAAUGUGAAAAGCUCAUUGGGUUGUUCGUGUUGUAGGGUUAAUGAAGUGCCUUCAAGUUGUUAGGUUACGAUAUCAGAAAUCUUAGGGAAGAAAGUGUUGUGCCUUUGAAAGAUGAAGUAUAGAAGUACGAAAAACUGAAGACCUUGUUUAACGUGAUUUUAAAAAUCCUGCAAACCUGUACAGAUAAUAUAACGGAUUGCAGUACUGAAUAAGAGGAUGUGGGCAUGUUUCUCUAUAUGAAGCUCAUUAUGUGCUUCACUCUGGUGCAUUGCCCAUUCCUCACACUGUUCAUUACUCACAAAUAUGUCAUUCAGUGUUUUAUUAAUAAUGCGUAGCUUCUUUAACAAAGAACGAAUUCAGUUCACAUGGAAAUCCAUCAAGAAUUGCCGUAAUGUUCAACUGUAGUGUUUGCAAUACAGGAAAUGCACAAAAUGGGUUGUAGAGUUGUAUAAUUCUAUUUUAAACAAGUUGAAAAAAAUUGAUUAUGGUAUGGAAGGUUCUGGCAGUAUUUAAAUGAUGCAGAAGGGAAGAAAACAACUCUCCGAAUAGCAGAAGUGUUGAAUUGUUGACAGGCACACGAAAAGAAUGAAAACUUGGCUAACUUUCGGACGUGAACCCUUUUUCAGACAGACACAAACAACAACAUCACACACACACACACACACACACACACACACACACACACAUAAAUCAUGCUUGGUGACUCAUCCAAAAGCUUUCGAACUUUUCAUUAAUUUUUCUUUUUAUGUAGCUUUCAACAGCUCCAACAUUUCAACUAUUCGGUGAGUUGAAAAAGUAAAUUUUUAGUGUAUUACAGUGAAAGACGUUCUUUAACAUUUUACGUAUUUUUAUUAAGUGACAUGCUUCUGAUAACUGUACCAUUUCCUUCAAGUGAUUCACAUUCCUGUAAUGUUUCCUUCCACAAGAUGACUGUCACCUUAUUCACACAUACAGUUUCUUUUAAGGUAGAUGAUUUUCUCUUAAACUGCCAAGUUCUACUAGGCCUACUUUAAUAUAUCCAUGGGCAGCUAUUGAUAUUUGUUUUGUAUCUUCAUUGUAGCUUUAGCUGAUACUGUUUUGUGUGUGUGUGUGUGUGUGUGUGUGUGUGUGUGUGUGUGUAUAUGUAAAAUCAGUUACCGUACUGUUUUUUAUGCAUUUCUCAGUCAUGACAAUGGGGCUUACUUCAAUCGGAAAUUAAUGUGUUUACCAAAGAUAACAAUUCUUGUUGGAAUGUACUGGAGAUUGUAGUACAAUGGGAAGUGUCAGGUGUAUCAUUGUUGGUCACAAACCUUGUUACUCUUAUUAUACAAGUUGUAUGUUUUAUUUAUUUAUACAUAAUAAUAUAUUAGGCCUAUUUACUUUUUAUCAGAUCUGAAGUUGGAAAGCAUUUUAGAGCAUAUUAACUUUUUGAACUUUUUAUUAUUCUGAGACACCAUUUUGGAGGCCGUAGUGGAUGAGUGAUCUACUUUGAUAAGUAGACAAGAAUUAUUUGGAGAUAGUAUUUUAAGUAGAAUGUUAAUUCUCUUUUUGUGUAUUCAAGUAUGCAACAUGGCUCAAAAGAUAUGCUAUGGCUUUAAAUACUCCAUCGUCUGAGAAGUAUUAAAAUUUUUAUAUAUACAUAUAUGUUAAUGAAAAAGUUGCAUUGGUGAUUUUUGUUAAUGUGUAUUUAGAGUUUAUUUAUUGAAACUUCAUAGCAUAUUUUUAUAUAAUAAAUCACUUCAACAACAUGUUUUCAAAUUGCUGAUACUCAUUUCUCCCCAAAAUUUCCUAAUGUUCUUCAGAAUCUGUAUGAACAGAGUGUAUGUUUCUAUUUUAUUUUCAGUGCAUUCUGGUUUGCAGAAUAAAAUGCAUCUCUGAGUACUGUGUUUUGUAGCCACAGCAUAAACAUUUAGAUUUAAAUUCAGCUUCAUUAUUUGCAGACAUUUUUAACCCUGAU